AUGUUCAUCCCUAUGAUGUACAACUGCUGGGUGCAUCUUGGUCUUGAGCUGCUCACCGUCGUGUUUUGGAUGAUCACUAUGGCUCUACUGGCCAGCCACGCCGACGACCUCGACUCUCUCGAUGCCUUCAUUGUCACUUUCGGCCCCAAGUAUGAAGUGUACUACAAGAUGAAUGUUGAACCUUUCGCCGAAGGCUUCGUAGCCGCCACAUAUGCCGGGACUGCCCUAUCGACCGUCAACUUUGUUCUUUUCAUCCUCACCAUCGCAAUCUUUGGUGAGUUCAUGCCCCACGCUCAUUCAAAGACCUGUCGCGAGAUUCGGUCUCAUUCCCUUGGCAUUGAGAACACCCAACUGACCUCUCCAGGCCGCGCCCUCCACGCUUACCGCAAAGCCAACCUCGAAAAGGCCCCCAGCACAACCGACUCUCAGAAGACGAUCCAAGCCGAGGGUGACAAGAUGGUCGCCUCACCACAAAUGACAUCCGCAAUCCCCGCAUACAUCCACUGGCAACACAACAACAACCAGUACCACCCGCAACACCAGCAGACAUACGCCUACUACGCCCAGCCAUACGCGCAAUCGCCGCACUCGCAAACGAACCCCUCGCCGCCGAAUUCCGUCCCGCCGCACGGGUUCCAGCCGGCGUACUUCCCCAACCCGCAAUGGCUGCCCCAGCCACCACCACCUCAACACCAACCACAACCGCAACCGCAGCAACCGCCCCCCGAAGGCGGCGUCUGGCCACAGCAGAACUACACCAUGUACCAGCAACAAGUGCCCAUCGCCCCCCAGCACACGGGCCAGACGGGCACCGACCUCGGCACGCCGCAGUUCCCGAUGGUGAGCCCCGUGGCCGCCACCAAGUCCGACUACCAAGGCGUCUACCCGACGCCGCCGCCGGGAAGCACGACGACGUCCGGAGGGGUACAGCACGGCUACAUGGCGCCUCCGCAGCCGCCGCCGCCGCCGCCGCCACCACCGGCGCUGAUACCCGGGUCGGCGCAGUCGCCGGUCGAGUUGAACGACGGGUUGGGCGAGCCGGGUAUGCCUGCGGAGCUGCCGAACGAUCCGCCCAGGUCACCGAGAUGA
Messenger RNA from Colletotrichum chrysophilum, 1089 nucleotides. RefSeq lists its product as uncharacterized. The coding region runs from base 1 to 1089 and encodes 362 amino acids. The record is from RefSeq and is a predicted model, not a curated record. The transcript has 2 exons. NCBI's taxonomy places the organism in Eukaryota, Fungi, Ascomycota, Sordariomycetes, Glomerellales, Glomerellaceae.